AUGCCAAGCACUUCUCAGGAAGGAGCCGAAAAACUCAGCUUCUCUGGUCUAAAUACAUCCACUUCAGAAGCAUUAGAGCUGGAGUUGGGUUCUUUGGGCUCUGAGGCCAGAAGAAGACCUAGAGGAAAGAAGAAAGCCUGCAACAAAAAAGCACUAAAAGAAAAAAUCUUUUUUGUGAGUAUUUGUCAAAGUAAACAAUUUAUGUAG
Mitosporidium daphniae is the source of this 207-nucleotide messenger RNA. RefSeq lists its product as uncharacterized. The record is from RefSeq and is a predicted model, not a curated record. The transcript has 2 exons. NCBI's taxonomy places the organism in Eukaryota, Fungi, Microsporidia. Bases 1 to 207 code for a protein of 68 amino acids.